AUGCGGCCCAUCUCUUCCACUAAAACAUCUGAAGAUUAUGGCCUGUCCAAGUUAAGUUCCCUCACUAUAAACGAUUCAAAUUUAGUUUCACUUAAAGCCUCUGAUGGGAACGUAUUGAGGCUUAAGAAUGUUCCUAUGCUUGUUGACGUAUUAGUAGCUGAAAGGUCUCCUGGUUUGGUUAUCGGUGUUAUUUCCUGGCUCUCCUGCCUCUUGGCAUCACCCAACUUGGAAAAGUUCAUACUGGACUUGGAUUGGAGGUAUCUUAGAUUUAGAUGGGGUAGAAAACACAAGAGAGGUGUAAACUUUCCUCUUGAACAGCUUAGAGAAGUUGAAUUACAUGGAUAUUGCGGUCGAAUAGCUGAAGUUGAACUUGUUGAGUACUUGUUAGAAAAUGCUAUUGCCCUUCAGAGAAUUGUUGUCGACCCUCGUCAUCAGCCAUUCUGUCGAGGUGUUGUUGCUGCCCGUGACAAACCUAAGGAGCAGGGAAAUGCUAGAAAUUUUGCCAAAGAUCAGUUGGAGAAACUAGUGCCUUCACAUGUUGAGUUGGUGAUUCUUUAG
This is a messenger RNA of Oldenlandia corymbosa var. corymbosa, 558 nucleotides long. NCBI's taxonomy places the organism in Eukaryota, Viridiplantae, Streptophyta, Magnoliopsida, Gentianales, Rubiaceae. The record is from the annotation of a GenBank genome assembly.